GACAUAAUCGCGAGUGCAAGCGUCACAACUGAAGAAACCAUAAUAAACUAACUACUUUGCUGCUUGUAAACUACAUAAAUAAUACCUUUUAAAUUAUGACUAUUACAUUGCCAGAAAUAUAUGCUGCUUGCGCUCUGGCGUGCGGAGCGGUCUUCCUAGUUACCUCCACAUUUUCAGGUAGUUUUAUGACAGGAAGCAAGGCGUAUAUAGUCCCUGCAAUCUUUUCCUCAGGGUUUCUCUCCUUCUCAAUUAUAACUAUAGUCAAUGAAGGUCUCGCACCAGUGUGGUACAAUCAUACCUUAAAUUACUGGGGUAGUCAGAUAUGCAUCGACCUGGUCGUUGGAUUUUGUGUGAGCUGGUAUCUGAUACUACCAAGAGCGAGAGACGCUGGAAUUUUAAUCUAUCCCUGGUUGGUGAUUGUGUUAUUCACCGGUAACAUUGGCAUAACGGCUAUGCUUGCCUUUGUGCUAUUUCGGGAGGCGCAAGAUGGUCGUGGGUAUCGUCAAUUGUGAAGUCAUUAUGUUGAAAUCAUACUUGGACACACGGAAAACCUCUGAAUCUGCGAUACUCACCCCGAAGGGGUUGCUUUUACAGUUGAUGCUUCAUUUCGGGACUGAAGUGCUUCAUGAACGACGCAAAGUUCAUUUCGCUGCCCAAGCGACUUACAUAUGACAACGGGAUGUGAUAACUGAGCAGGUGCUGGGGAACCUUAUACUGCACGUUACGUUUGCAAUCGUUGGACCUGUCCCAGUAUAAUACAAACUAAGUCUGACCAUGAUAUUUACUUCAUAUGAUGAGAUACGGAUGCAUGAGUACUUCCGCUGGCAAGUUAAAUAUGACACCACUGUAGGCGUUCAAAAUCACAGGAAGUCCGGUACAUGUGAUAAAAGUAUUAAAAUAAACAUAGCUUGCUGUCUACAAGUGGGC
This is a messenger RNA of Sphaeroforma arctica JP610, 927 nucleotides long. RefSeq lists its product as hypothetical. Bases 96 to 512 code for a protein of 138 amino acids. Lineage: Eukaryota; Ichthyosporea; Ichthyophonida. The transcript has a single exon. The record is from RefSeq and is a predicted model, not a curated record.